AGAAGUUGAGCUCUGCAGUUAAAUUUAUCCCUCUAUUUUCAGUAACGUUGGGCUUCCCUUUGUGUGAGUACCCUCCUGGAGGGACGAUGCCCUUCAUAUAAAACGACCCGACAUUGUCCUUUAAUCCACAUUACAAUCUUCGCCAGCAUAAUCUCCUGCUUGAAAAUAUUACUUGAACAAUUAAACUCUUCAUACAAGUGUAUUAAACUAAAUUUUUUCAAUUUAACUUGUUUAAAGAAAUCAAAUAAUUUCAUCCACGUUCGCCGAUAUUAACGAGUUCGACCACUUAAUCUGUUUAAAAUAAAUUUUCGAAAUUCUAAACUGGACCGGAAACAAUACAUAAUUUCUGUAGCAAUUCGUCAGAAAAGAAAUCAAAGACUUUCACCUUCAUGAAGUUAUUUGUGCCCACCACGUUUUCACGGCGUAGGAACGCCGUGAAAUUUGUCACACGUGGCAAAAAUGGAGUCCAAUUAAUAAAGGGUUCCACUUACCCAAGUUUAACAAAGGAUACAUUCCCACUCUAAAUGAAGGGACAUUCUUAAAGUAUAUUUUAAGGAACCCUGGGCUCCAGGACAGGCUAAGGGACAUUUUGGACAUAAAGGACCUUCACCACAAAAUGUAUCAACCACCAUCACCACAACCAGUCUUCGCCACUAUCGUCACCAUCAUCUUUGCACCGCCCCUGCUGAAGCAUGAAGUUCAAGAUCACACAUUCUCCAGUUAAUUCGACACCAAGAUUCCAUAAGGAGAAACUAAAAUGAAAACUAACCAAGAAAUGGAAAACGCAAAUGAAUGUUACGAAAUUCAUCAGCCCGAAAACACCUUCAGCAUUCUUCCCCCUGAGAUUAUCGACCAGAUAUUCACCUAUUUAACCCUCUCGGACCUAAAAACCGCUCGGCAAGUUAACCACGACUGGUUCAACUUAUCCCGUCAACGCUACAGAAGCUUGGCUGUCAUUAAAUUUGACUCAUCUGCACGAUGUAAUGGACCCGAACUAUCCGAAUACAUUGCAUCCUACCCGCACUACCUGCACCGCAACUUUGAGAUCUUCACCACUGUCCCGCACGGGACGAGUGAGACAUGGUCGUACCACUCGUAUCAAGCUUUUUUGCGAAAUAUUGGCAAUUUUUUUCAAAACCAUGGCUCCCAUUGUGACCGACUAGCAUUCCAUCAUAUUGGGCGUGUCCCUAAUGAAACACCUCAAAGCCAAAUCUGGUCAUUUUUUUGUAAUUUACUAAGCACCACUCUAAAUUUGACGUCCCUUCACGUGCACAUGAAUUUUUUUGUGGAAGAUGACUUCCACGUGGACUCUUUCCCAAUUAUGAGUCUCGUAAAUUGGUCACGUGUUCGAGAACUCCACGUAAAUCUGUGUCCAUAUGGGUACGAUAUUACCAAAACAAACAAGUUUUCCCACGUGCUGCCCACCAUUUUCAGAAAAGCUGUUAAUCUAACAAACCUUACGAACAGUGGUCCCAUCGAAGACUCUAUGGAGGGUUUAAGCCUCGCUACGAGUGAUACUGGCGGAAAAACUUUACGCAAUUUGGACCAACUUGGAUGCCCAGGAUUUCCUUUGAAUCAAUGUAAAAUCACGGAGGAGGAAAACCGGACUAUUCUGAGAUUAAAUAUAAAGCUUAAAAAAGUGUCUCUACGUGUCGUUGGGAAUGUUGAGCUACAAAUUCUGCACAAGUUUAAAGAAACUUUGGAAGUCGUGUGGCUCAUCGCGUACGGUCCAGAUUUUAAACUCCCACCACUUCCGCGACUGAAGAGGCUUUCCGUUCAAGACCAAGUGACAACCCAUGAAGAAAGUCAGUACCGUAGAAAUGAAUGGAAAUAUCUGAAAAAAUUUAAGAUAACAAUGAACUUAUUCGAAAUUGGAGACUUGUUUAAGGCACCCCAAAAUUUAAACGUAUACCUCCCUUAGCUUCGCCACUUCGAAUACACCAUGUUCUCGAGGUUAUACACAGAACUGAAUGAGAAUGACUACGGCGUUGAAUUAUACAAUAUAAUAUUUCCGAACUGUGAUACGCCAAUUUACAGAAUUGUCAAAUUGAAUAUCACCUAUCCAUCCAAUCCAAUUAACUAUCAACUGAUCACUGUCCAGUUAGUCAAACUUUUUCCUAACGUUCACAAUCCUCACUUAAAUUAUGCAAGAAAUAUAAGCAAAUGAAUAGUUUAAGAAUAAUGUGUCAUACUUGAAAUAUGUCAUAAUUAAUAUGAAACAAUCAUAAAAUGGUCAUACAUACUUGUUUUGAGUAUUUUUUUUCAUUCAAAAGUCAGUUAUGUUUUCUGACUGAAGAUUUUCGUUUACAUACAUUCAGUUAUUUUCUAUCAAAUUCAUUUCAUUCAUUUCGAAUCCUUCACUCAUUUUCAUUAAAAUCACGGGAAAUUAAUUUUCAUGCACUAUCAUUCUCCAUCAUAAUCAGUCACAUGAACGAAAGUAAACAGGUAUGGGAUUGUUAGAUUGUUAGAUUUGCUAACUUAGAGUUUAAUAAGUCGGUAAUCGAUAAAUUUGCAUGCUAAAAUUGUGAUGCAAUUUAUAAAAAUAUAUACAUACCUACAUAAAUUAAUGUACAACUAAACUAGGCAUUUGUAUGAAUAAGCUAAAUUUAAAUACUGUUCAACAAAUAUUUAUUCUUUUGCAUGAAGAA
Folsomia candida is the source of this 2648-nucleotide messenger RNA. RefSeq lists its product as uncharacterized. Gene Ontology annotation, molecular function: protein binding. The transcript has 7 exons. The record is from RefSeq and is a predicted model, not a curated record. NCBI's taxonomy places the organism in Eukaryota, Metazoa, Arthropoda, Collembola, Entomobryomorpha, Isotomidae. The coding region runs from base 758 to 1921 and encodes 387 amino acids.